Molecule: messenger RNA, 213 nt
Organism: Opisthorchis viverrini
Lineage: Eukaryota; Metazoa; Platyhelminthes; Trematoda; Opisthorchiida; Opisthorchiidae
Exons: 2
Coding region: 1-213 (70 amino acids)
Source: RefSeq, a predicted model, not a curated record
AUGGAACGUGUAGUGGACGAUGUUCAAACGAAGAACCGUUUCAUUCAGGAAUUUGAUAACUUCUACCGGUCACAAAGCCACAUAGUUGCGGGCACUUUUCAGCAAAAUAUCAUCCAGCCAUUUGAGUUCAUCUUGCGUAAAGAUGAAAUCGAGAGCUUUGCGGAUGAAACACAUGGCCAACACCUAGGGGGAAGAGAAGAAAGCGAGGAGUAA